Messenger RNA from Triplophysa rosa, 5513 nucleotides. RefSeq names its product dynamin-1-like protein. The transcript is spliced from 18 exons. The record is from RefSeq and is a predicted model, not a curated record. Gene Ontology annotation, biological process: mitochondrial fission. Gene Ontology annotation, molecular function: microtubule binding; GTPase activity; GTP binding. Bases 170 to 2185 code for a protein of 671 amino acids. Lineage: Eukaryota; Metazoa; Chordata; Actinopteri; Cypriniformes; Nemacheilidae. Gene Ontology annotation, cellular component: membrane; cytoplasm; microtubule.
GACGCCGCAACCAUCUUUGACAGCCUACAACCAAGAGGCGCAGAAAAGCGAAACCCAAAUAUGUCGGUCCUCCAAUGACUAUUUCACUCAUUUCCAGCAUGGUGGUUAUCAGUAUAACGCUGUGAUUGUGUAAUUUAGUUGCGGAAGGCUCGACACAUCGCAUUGCGAUAUGGAAACCCUGAUCCCCAUCAUUAACAGACUGCAGGAGGUUUUCCUCACACUUGGAGCAGAGAUUAUCCAGCUUCCUCAAAUCGUAGUGGUGGGAUCACAGAGCAGUGGAAAGAGUUCAGUGUUGGAGAGUUUGGUUGGACGAGACUUCUUGCCCCGAGGUUCAGGAAUAGUCACACGGCGUCCUCUAGUGCUGCAGCUGGUGAAUGUUCCCCCGCUGGAAGAGAGAAGAAAACAAGACAAUGGAAAUGGAGCUAAACAAAACUCUCAAAACAGCUAUCCAGGAAUCAAAGCGGAGGAAUGGGCAAUCUUCCUACACUGCAAAAACCAGAUUUUCACAGAUUUCACUGAAAUUCGGAAAGAGGUCGAGGAGGAAACAGAACGCAGUACUAACAAUAAGGGCAUCAGUCCAGAGCCCAUUUACCUGAAGAUCUAUUCCCCUAAAGUUCUCAGCCUGACUUUGGUGGACUUGCCAGGGAUCACUAAGGUUCCAGUUGGUGACCAGCCUGAGGAUAUCGAGACUCAAGUCCAGGAAAUGAUUCUGUCCUACAUCUCCAACCCCAACUCUCUCAUCCUCUGUGUGUCUCCAGCAAACUCUGACCUGGCCACAUCCGAUGCCCUCAAACUGGCACGUGAGGUGGACCCAGAUGGCCGUAGAACUCUGCUGGUUGUGAGUAAGCUGGAUUUAAUGGAUGCGGGGACAGAUGCUCUGGAGGUUCUGUUGGGUCGGGUCAUUCCGGUCAGACUGGGCAUUAUUGGUGUGGUGAACAGGAGCCAACAUGAUUUGAACACCCAGAAGAGCCUCGGCGACUCCUGUAAGGACGAACAGGCAUUCCUGCAGCGUCAUUACCCAUCGCUUGCCUCACGCUGCGGCUCGUGCUACCUGGCUCGCACCCUGAGCCGACUGCUCAUGCAUCACAUCAGGGACUGUCUCCCAGAGCUGAAGACACGCGUCACGGUGCUGACCUCCCAAUACCAGUCCCGACUCAACGGCUACGGGCAGCCUGUGGAAGACCACAGCUCCACCUUGCUUCAGAUAGUCACCAAGUUCGCCUCAGACUACUGCAACACUAUCGAAGGCACUGCCAGAUACAUUCAGACGUCUGAACUGUGUGGAGGAGCUCGUAUAUGUUACAUAUUCCACGAGACGUUCGGAAGAACCCUGCAGUCUAUUGACCCACUGGGAGGUCUCACCGAACUCGAUAUUCUCACCGCCAUCCGAAAUGCUACGGGACCUCGGCCAGCUCUGUUUGUUCCUGAGGUAAGUUUUGAGCUGCUGGUGAAGAAGCAGAUCAAGAGACUGGAGGAGCCCAGCAUGCGUUGUGUGGAGCUCGUCCACGAAGAACUGCAGAGGAUCAUUCAGCACUGCUCUGCCUACAGCACACAGGAGCUUUUGCGCUUUCCCAAACUGCAUGACUCAAUAGUGGAGGUGGUGACCAGCUUGCUCAGAAAACGCCUGCCAAUUACCAAUGAGAUGGUUCACAAUCUGGUUGCGAUUGAGCUGGCUUAUAUAAACACCAAACAUCCUGAUUUCACAGACGCUGCCCAGGUGUCUGCAUCCGUCAACAGCCAGCAGGUAGAUGCUGGGGAUACAGGGAAACGUUGGAAGAAUGACAAAAUUCCAUUGGAGGACAAAGGCCCUGUGCCCGGGUUUGGAAGCCCAACCAAAGCUGUUAACCUGUUGGACACGGCUGUGCCAGCAUCCCGCAAACUGAGCACCCGUGAGCAGAGAGAUUGUGAGGUCAUUCAGCGACUCAUCAAGUGCUACUUCCUGAUUGUGCGGAAGAGCAUUCAGGACAGUGUGCCAAAGACUGUGAUGCAUUUCCUGGUGAAUUAUGUGAAAGAGCAUUUGCAGAGUGAGCUGGUUGGACAACUCUACAAACAGGCACUGCUCCAGGAACUCCUCAUUGAGUCUCAGGAAACCGCUCAGCAGCGCACAGAGGUCGCACAGAUGCUGGAGGCACUCAAGAAAGCCAGCAACAUUAUCUCAGAGAUCCGAGAGACUCAUCUUUGGUAGCCAACGUUCUCAUGAACACGUCUCAGAAAAGUGUUUACAUGUCUGUGUGAGUGUAUGUUACAGGUCAAACACAUUAUAUAUAAAGACAUUCAAUGCCUCUGCCAACAAGAACAAUGUGUACAGUUUUUCAAAUCCUCUUUAUUUCUAUAUGCAUAGAAUCCCAUAAUUAUGUAUUUGACAGACGUCUGUGCUUAUGUGUUUAUACACGGAAGGUAAAUUUGUAAGCAUAUCAAGUCUAAGGCACUUUCUUCAGUUUUAUUGUUGGUAGGUUUUAGACAUUGCAUCAAAUAUUUCUUCAUUUAAAGGCCAAGAGCGGUUUUAUACCAAAUCCGUAAUUUUAUUCAUGCAAUCUCAUAAUUCUUAGCAAUGAGCAAUAUAAUUUUUCAGCAUUUAUAAAUCUUUGUUCAUGUUAGUUAAUGCCAUUAGUUCGCUGUGCAUUUUUAAUUAACAGUUACAAUUUUUAACGUUAAAAAUGUUUUGGUAAAUGCUGAAAUUAACAUAAAUUUAAGUUUAAUAAAUGCUGUAUUUUUUAUUGUUAGUUCAUGUUAGCUAAUGGGUUAGUUGAUGGGUUAGUACACACAAACACAACCUUAGUGUUAAGUGUUACCCAUGAUGUUUAUUUUUGAAAUAAUUAAAAAUAAUGUAAUUUAUGUUUUAUCAAAGUCAGCCAUACAUUUAUUUUCCUAGAAUUUCUACUUAUUUAUUAGACAUGGUCAAAUUGAAGGUUGUACGCUACAUGAGAACUUUUCACAUACAAUCAAUUUAUAUAGGCAGUAUGGGCUGAAAACAAACGCUCAGUAUAUUUGAUAAUGUGAGUAAGCUAAACACAAACAAGCUCCAUUGCACUGUUACAUUUAGGAUCAUUAAUGAGACAACCUGUGACUGAUGUCUAGACAUGGUGCAAAUAAGUGUAAAGAGCUGUAGGACAAAGAACCUUUGUGCUUAGCUGUGCUCUCGAAAGCUCAGAGGUGCCCGAGACUUGACUGCCAUGUAAUAUGCUUGUAUGAAUAUUUAUUGUAAGAGUGACUACGCCAGUGUCAGAGAAGGUCAGAUGAGGAACAAAGAAAUGAAAACGUUCUUUCCGAAUCGGUGCUUGAAGCAUUGAACACGGAGAAGAAAUGCCUUGUGUUCAAUGUCAUGAAAUUAAAACUGUACACAAAUUGUACACCGAAGAGGUCUGUGGAGGUGUAGACUAUUUGUUUGUUGUUCUGGUUGAAUUGCCAGUUAUAACUAUAUUGAACUGUGUGUGUGUGGAGGUGUAGGGGGGUACGACUUCAAUUUCAUUUGACUUUUAUUGCUGGGUGUUGCAUUAUUAGUGGAACAUGCCCUUAGAUGUGGUGGUGCGGAGGUGCAGGAUUUGUCUAUUUUUUGCUUAAAAAAGUCAACACUUUUAUGUCCUAAUCAGAUUAAUCAAAUUGAGAUUGAUGUUCACACGGACCCCAACUUUAAUGCUGUUGGUCACUAGUUGCUGACAUAAAGUAAAAUCAGCAGUGCAGGAUUGUCAGUCUUGUCAAUCAUAUCAAGAUAAAACUGUUUGAGAUUAAUUGGAUAACCAAUCAUCAAUGUGUGAAUUAAACUCAUUUAUGACAGUUUUUGAAAUGUUUUUGAAAUUAGUCAUUUUUCAUUAUAUUCCUGCACGAUAAUUGCCAAUUCUCAUUGAAAAAAAAUGACUUCUGAAAAUCGCUGCCAGUGUAAAUGGCCCCAUUAAAGAGAUAGGAUUUAUCGCUGCAGGGCUAAGUCAUGUUGUGUGUGUGAUUAGAACACAAUGUAAAGGUCUGGCUUUAUUUACUGACCCAUCAACAAUUAAAAAAAUAGACUAGAAAGCGAUUGAAAAGCCAUAGAACAAAAAAGAAUGACGGGUAUGAGUAAAAAUAUUAUAAACCUGUUUAUAUACGUUUAUCGGGUCAUGCAUCUUAUUUUGAAAAAAUAUUUCAAUGGAUGUGAUUCAUUGAAGAUUGCUGUUGUCUUGUAAAAAGGUCCUAUAGUGGAGUUAGAACUGUCAAAGAGUUAAAUCUACUAAAAGAAUUGAGUGAAGUAGGAACAGGAUUUUAAUGACCCCCAUUGCGAUCUCAUCUUAUAUUUAACCAUUAAAUAAUAAAAUGAAAUAAGAAAUUAUAUUAAAAUCUUAAAUUUUCCAACCAUUACACUUUUGUUAUUUUUCAUAUUAGUUCAAAAAUUUAAUGACAAUUUUACAUAAGCACCCCUUUUCUUUUUCUCAUUGUCAGUUGUUACUCGCAGUAUACUACCAUCCUGUAUAAAUGCAUCACAAUUUUACAGUAAUAGUAAUAGUACAGUACAGUAAUAGUUUAUUGUUACUGUUUUCACAUUACAGCAAUUAAGAGAAUUUGGGGUUAAAUGUGCUUCAUUGCAAAAUUUGACCUAUUGGCCCUUAAAACAUGAAAUAUUUUUUCCUUUUGAUUUUGUAAUGAUAUAUGAUCUGGAAAUGUUCUUUCAGCCUUAAAAUCCAACCCAGUCUCACGGCAGUUGUAAUUAUUGAUUCGUGUUCGUGGACACGAAUUUCCCCUUUUUUCUUGUCACUCGUGUACUUUCAAUACACAGAGCGUGUACAUUCAUAUAUUUAUAACCUGAUAUCAAAAGAAGUCAUACAUACUGUACAUAUUUUAGGAGGUGGCUAAACAACACCUUGCCUCACCGCAAACCCUAAAAUCACAGCCGCAAAGACUAAUUUUGCCAAAAAACGUGAGUUUCACAAGGUGGCAAAGCAACGAUAAAUGGCUACCCUAAUCCUGCCCCUAAACCUAACGUCACAGGGGCAAAGUCAAAUCAUAACAAACCAUACGAAUGAGAUUGUAGGAAAUAGAAAUUCACACGAAUGAGCCACCUUGUAAAAUAGGUUUGAAUUCCCGUCAGAUUGCAUUGAUAUAUAUUCAUACAAGAUACCGCAUAUUAAAAUAUGUUAGAUUGAAAGUCGUGCUGCGGGUGACAUGAAAAAAGGGGGAAAUUCGUGUCCUUGAACAUGAAUUUUACAGUUCGUGACAAUGUCACGAAUUCCCGUGAGAUUGUGUUGUAAAAUUAUGGUCUGUCCAAAAGUGACUUCACUCCCUUUGAAUCAAUCUCUCUUAAUCAGUAUGUACUGUAUGGUAAGGUAUGAACGUGUAGUAAGCUAUUCAAGUACUCAUUUAGCCUUCCUGUUAAGCAUGUUAUCAGAUCCAUAUGUGUUUGUGUAAAAGAGAGUAAUUGUACGUGUGAACUGUUGGAAUAACAUGCCAUUUCUUGAAGAAUGCCUAUAAGCGCCUGCCUGCCGUUUUAUUUUGUGAUACAUGUUCAUUCACUGUUUAAAAGAUCAUUAAAAUACAGACUGAAAACC